Messenger RNA from Rhodotorula graminis WP1, 333 nucleotides. RefSeq lists its product as uncharacterized. Gene Ontology annotation, biological process: regulation of actin filament-based process. The transcript has 5 exons. The coding region runs from base 1 to 333 and encodes 110 amino acids. NCBI's taxonomy places the organism in Eukaryota, Fungi, Basidiomycota, Microbotryomycetes, Sporidiobolales, Sporidiobolaceae. The record is from RefSeq and is a predicted model, not a curated record.
AUGCGACCUCGCGCUCCCAGUCUCUCGCGCAGCUUGGCGAGCGGGUGGACCGUGCAAGGCGCUUACGAUCUCGGAGUCCUCAUUGUCGCCAUCAAGACGCACGGCAAGCGCAACCCGGCGAGCGGCAAGAUCGAGGCGCCGUAUGGCGAGAUCUUCGAGCACACGCAGCACACUCUCGAGGCGCUGAACGGUACGCUGCGGUCAGCCAAGCGGCAGAAGAAGGUCACUUUCGAGGGCGAGCUGCUCAUGAUGCCCAAGGACGCCGGCGUCGCGCUCGUGCUGCUCGACGAGGGCGAGGACCAGGACGCCAAGGCCGAGGCGACCCUGCCCUGA